AUGGAACGCAAACUUCUGAGCACAUGGAACCAAAUUGCGCCGAGGGUAUACCAACGGCAAUGGUUUUGCUUUCCUUGCUGGCGGGACGCACGCCCUGAGGGAAUUACAAGCCAUCUCAGAUCAGCUCUUGAUCGCCUAGCGAGCCACUUUCCACACCUCACCUGCAAGAUUUCACUUCUCUCGGGACACCCGGGCUAUCUCUGCAUCUAUCCAGACGAUGACGCGAAGAUAUCACUCAGGGUCUAUGACGAGCGCAAUUCCUAUAAUUGGACCUACGCGCAGCUUGAAGCCCAAGGCUUCCCCGCAAAAGCCUUUGUCCACCCGUGCUUCGACCUCCCAUAUGAGCUAUUAGAAAACAGCGAGGGCAUUCCGGUGUUUGAAGUACAUGCGAGACUAAUCGAGGGAGGAUUACUGUUGGGCAUAUACAGCCAUCAUUCCGUAUCUGAUGGGACUGCCAUACACAAGGUUGUUAGCUCGUUGGCACAGCUGACCAUUGAACCAACGAGGCUACCUAUGGCAGAAUAUACCGAUAUUCACCUUGACCUACCUCCCAAUCUUCUCAUUGGGUCCGGUCACAGUAGCUCCAGCACUUUCCAUGAUCUCUUAAGCAAGUGCCCUGAGUAUCAGCUGCUCUCAUCUCUUACAGGCCCAACGCAAUUUCGGAUCUCCCAGGCUGGCAUGCCUUGGAAAGACAUCCAAAAGACCGGGCGCGUAUUUAUCUUUGGCGCCCAGCAAAUUGAAAUACUCAAGCAUAGGAUCACCGAGUGCUGUGGGCAUUCACCUUCAACGUUCACUUGCCUCGCGGCGCUUUCCUGGGCAUACGUUACGAAGGCGCGCCUAAGCAGCCCCAUCAACCUGCUUUCUUCCUCUCCGGGCGAGAAGAUGACUAUUCCUAACGAUGUCCGUCUCAUGAUAUCUACCGACUGGCGUCAACGGGCAUUUACAGGAACCAUGGGCCCAAACGCCGGUAAUGCCGUGGCGCUCCCUAAGACUGCACUCGACACUGGGAUUGUUCUGGCGGCAUGCAGUAGGGACGAAAGCAUCUCCAGCCCCGCUUUGGGGACAAUAACCCAAGCCAUUGAGGCCAUGGUGCGCAAUGUUGAUGACAGCUUUGUGGCUUUACGCACGGCACUAUUCCGGGAAGCUCCUGACCCAAGGCUCAUCGGCGUAGACGCCGAUCCCCGAGAUCCUCGCGACUUCUAUUUCAACUCAUGGCGCCACUUUGGGGGGCAGACAAGAUGGAAGAUUCCUGGUGCGGUAGAGCAAGAAGGGGAUAAAAAUGGUGGCGGCGUGGCGCCUGAUGCGAUACGCAGGGCUCAAGCCGAAUGGAACAUCGGCGCUGGCUUGAUACUCCCCGCUAGGAAAGGAUGCCUGGGGUCCGAAGUCUUGAUCACGCUUGAUGUAGACGCAAUGGAGUGUCUAUGUGAAGACGCUGACUGGAAACUAUGGGUUAAUGAAAUUUUAGAAUAG
This is a messenger RNA of Clonostachys solani, 1470 nucleotides long. The record is from the annotation of a GenBank genome assembly. Lineage: Eukaryota; Fungi; Ascomycota; Sordariomycetes; Hypocreales; Bionectriaceae.